Molecule: messenger RNA, 846 nt
Organism: Leptosia nina
Lineage: Eukaryota; Metazoa; Arthropoda; Insecta; Lepidoptera; Pieridae
Source: the annotation of a GenBank genome assembly
AUGGUUGAAAACACGAAAAAACGAAAGCGAAAUCCAGUAGAACAACCUAACCAAACAAUAGUUAAACGAGGUGUUAUCGAUGCGAAUUGGCAAAAAUUACUAAAGUUAACAUCUGCUAUGGAAAAGGUUAGUGAGAAACCUAAAGUCGACACCAAAAAGGAAACGUUCACCGGCACAUUUAGACGAGACAGGAAGAAGAAAAAUACCGAACAAAGUCGCGUGGAAGACAUAGGCAAAUUAGAUUUAAAUUGUACUACAAUAACAGAAAACACUUCCAAAGACCUUCAAAACGACAAAAAUAAUAAAUUAACUAAGUUCAUAGCUAUGGACUGCGAAAUGGUGGGUAUUGGUUAUAAUGGCGAUGACCAUAUGAUUGCUCGUGUCUCGCUAGUUAACAAAUUCGGUGACUGCAUUUAUGACAAAUUCGUGAAAGCACGAGAAGAGGUCGUAGAUUAUAGAACUAGUGUUAGUGGUGUUAGAAAGGAGGAUUUACUCAACGGUGAAGACUUCACGACUGUGCAGAAGGAAGUGUCUGAGAUUCUGAAGGGACGGAUAUUAGUGGGGCACUCUUUGAAAACGGAUUUGAGUGUUCUGUUCUUGUCACAUGCUAAGAAGAAUAUAAGAGACACAUCGAAGUACAAACCCUUUAGAAAGAUAACAAAAGGGAGUACACCAUCACUGAAACGUCUCGCAAAAGAAAUCCUAGGAAUUGACAUACAGCAUGGAGAACACAGUUCUGUUGAGGAUGCGAGAGCAACAAUGCAGCUGUACUGUACUGUGGCUAAGCAGUGGGAGAAGAUGUUAAGCGAGAAGAAGGGGUAUAGCAGGAAGUUUGUUGAGACGUGA